Epinephelus moara (kelp grouper) is the source of this 467-nucleotide messenger RNA. RefSeq names its product spermatogenesis-associated protein 45-like. Bases 88 to 348 code for a protein of 86 amino acids. The transcript has 2 exons. NCBI's taxonomy places the organism in Eukaryota, Metazoa, Chordata, Actinopteri, Perciformes, Serranidae. The record is from RefSeq and is a predicted model, not a curated record.
GUUUCCCGUUGCCAUGGAAACGGCAGCAUCACAAACUGACUACACUUUGGAUAAUUUACAACAGGAAAAACACACCCUAAAAACAUAAUGUCCGAGUGUGCAGAGCGGACUCUACUGGAGCUGAACCUGCGGAGGGAGACGUGGUGUCAGGUGGAGAUGAACCCCCGGCAGUCCUGGGAGAGGACCGAGAGGAGACAUUACCGGAGCCACCUGCGGACCAGCCCGGCCCUUCUCACCGCUCUGACCGCCGGACCGCAGCGCAGGGCGGCCUGCAGCGAGCGACCGCUCCCCGGCAAGCUUCCGGAGAGGAGGCACUACGAGGAGAGCUAUGAAUCACACCUGGUGUAGACGGAUACAGCCUGACGAGACCUCACACACUAAUACAACAAGUAUAAAUGGGACCUUGCCACACAUCAACUUCCAGUGUUUUAUUUCUUUUAACACAAUACACCAUAAUACAAUAAUAA